AUGAAUGAUGAUAAUGAAAGGAUAAAUAGUGAAAUUCUAGAAAAACAAUAUGAAAUAAUAAAAUGUGCGAAAUAUCAAGACUUCAUUAGAAUGCAGAUAUUAAUACAACCAUAUAUUCUAAAUAAUGAUAUUGAAAUGCUGAAUUCUAUAAACAUUUUACAUUGGUCUUGUUAUUGUGGAUUUACUGAAUUAGUAAAAAAAUUAAUUGAUCUAAAUUGUGAUGUUGAAAAAGAAGAUUUAGUAAAUAGUGACACAUCUAUCUAUUACGCAAUUAAAAAUAGUAAUUAUGAAAUUGUUUUAUUAUUAAUAAAAAAAUUUGGUGCCUCUAUUUUGUUUCAUAAAAAUAGAAGAAAAAUGAGUCCAUUUUUAACUGCUAUUAGUGAAUUUAACGAAGAUAAAAUAUUAGAAACAUUACAUAUUUUAGAAUUGUUAUAUAUGAAUGGGAUUAGCUUAGAAGAACAAAAUGAACAUGGACAAACUGCAUUAUUUUUAAGUGUAAAAAAAAAUAACAUAAGUACAUUACAAUGGUUAUUAAGUAAAAACGUAAAUAUAAAUCAUCGGGAUUUUUAUGGGAAUACUAUUUUACAUAUAGCUGUUCGAUAUAGUGAUAUAGACAUUAUUAGAUUGUUGUGUGAUUAUGGUUGUUUAAAUUUGGUGUAUUGUUCUUCUAUUGAAAAUAAAAAUACCAACGUAUUUCAAUUAUGUAUUAAAAAUAGAUAUUUUUUAAUAUAUAUACUACUAAAAAAGUGGAUAUUACAAAAUAAAAUUUGUAAAAAUUUAAAAAUAUGUAAAACUAUUUAUGCUUUCUAUUUUUGGUUUUUUUCUUUAUUAAAUUUAAUUAUAUAUUUCAACAUAUCAUAUUCUUUUUCAUUAAUAACUAAAUAUCAAACCUUAUCUAUUGUAUGGCUAUCUUUGUGGAUUUUUCAGAAAUUUUUGUGGUGUCUUUUAUAUUUUAGGAGUCCAGGUUUUUAUAAAGAGAAUAAUGUGUUUAAUAAAAACAAGAAAUAUUCUAAUUAUAUUUAUGAUGGAUCGUUUAAAAGAAAAGCAGAAUAUCAUUUAAAUAGUAUUGAAAAAGAAAUAUAUCAAAUAAAUAAAAAAAUCAUUUCAACAAAUAUUAAUUCUUCAAAUGUACCCAAUUUUAAUGAUUCUUUAUUUAACAAAUAUAACGAUUUAUUACUUAACUUAGAAUAUCAAAAGUUAUCAUUGUAUUCUCAUGUAUCUCAAGAAAGGAUUAAUUCUUUAGAUAUCAAUUAUAGAAAUGCUAUAUUAAAUAAUCAAAAUCCUAGAAAUGUUUGUGUUACUUGUAAAAUAAUUAAACCCGCUAGAGUACAUCAUUGUGCUGAAUGCUUUCAUUGUGUAAUACAUCAAGAUCAUCAUUGUGUGUGGGUUGACAAUUGCAUAGGAAUAAAAAAUCAACGUUGUUUCUAUAUUUUUAUAUUAUGUGUUUUAGUACUACUAUUAUAUAAUUAUUAUUAUGUUUUCAUUUAUUUUCAAAUGUUUUCUAAAACUAUCAACUAUGUAUUUGGUUUGUUAGUUAUUUUAUGUAAUUUCAUUAAUUUUACAUUAUUUGCAUUCAUAGCAUAUUUAUUUGCACGUAAUACAAGAACUAUAUUGACAAAUAUAACCUUUUAUGAACAUUAUAAAAAGCCUAGUCACAUUACUGAAAAAUAUAAUACUGAUUUAAGAUGUUGGGAUUUUCAAAAUUUAAAUUUCAAAAAAAUAUUGAAAAAUAUAUAUUAUUUUUGGUCAUUAAAUUAUGAUGAAUCCUACAUACGGCAAUCGAAAAAAAUAUCAAAUGAAAUCGGUUAUACAUUAAUUUCAGAUAGUUAA
This is a messenger RNA of Plasmodium gallinaceum, 1830 nucleotides long. RefSeq names its product palmitoyltransferase, putative (gene DHHC1). The record is from RefSeq and is a predicted model, not a curated record. Gene Ontology annotation, molecular function: protein binding; palmitoyltransferase activity. The coding region runs from base 1 to 1830 and encodes 609 amino acids. Lineage: Eukaryota; Apicomplexa; Aconoidasida; Haemosporida; Plasmodiidae. The transcript has 8 exons.